AUGUUUAAAUCGAUUGCUUUAGUCUCUUCACAAGAGGGAUGGAUCAAAAUAGGAGUAAAAAUAGCUAAUAAAACUUGCAAGGAAAUAGAAAAGUCUCAUAAUAACAAGAGAAAAAACGAUACAUUAGAAUACCAUCUAACUUAUUACGAUAUAUAUUGUGGGAAUGAAUGA
Tetrahymena thermophila SB210 is the source of this 171-nucleotide messenger RNA. RefSeq lists its product as hypothetical. The record is from RefSeq and is a predicted model, not a curated record. Bases 1 to 171 code for a protein of 56 amino acids. The transcript has a single exon. NCBI's taxonomy places the organism in Eukaryota, Ciliophora, Oligohymenophorea, Hymenostomatida, Tetrahymenidae.